Rhineura floridana is the source of this 2961-nucleotide messenger RNA. It is a transcript of the gene TGS1, whose product is annotated as trimethylguanosine synthase 1. Bases 141 to 2798 code for a protein of 885 amino acids. The transcript has 13 exons. Gene Ontology annotation, biological process: 7-methylguanosine RNA capping; 7-methylguanosine cap hypermethylation. NCBI's taxonomy places the organism in Eukaryota, Metazoa, Chordata, Lepidosauria, Squamata, Rhineuridae. Gene Ontology annotation, molecular function: RNA cap trimethylguanosine synthase activity. The record is from RefSeq and is a predicted model, not a curated record. Gene Ontology annotation, cellular component: nucleus.
GGUGUAACACUUGCAAAGAUACACUUCCGCCGGAAAGUUCCAUACCCGGGACGGUCUCUGCCAUGCUUUUCCUCCCGUGUCGCUUGGAGUGGUAGCUUUUAGCUCCUGUGUUGGUCAGUUCGGUGGACAGAACCAUCGACAUGCUGCGCGAAGCGCCGCGGACCCUGGUGGUGGCCGAGCUCAUGCUUAUGCUGCGGGGGAAAGAGGAGCUGGAGGAAAGCGGGGGCAAUGGCAACAACAACGAUAUUCUGUGUUUGUGCACCCGGGCCUUCGUAGAGGAUCGAAAACUGUACAAACUAGGCUUAAAGGGGUUUUAUGUCAAAGAUGAGGAUGACAGUAUAGGGGAAGAUCCAGAAACUGAGGAUGACAAAAAAGAAGAGAAACAUAAUUCCUUUGGGACUGAUGCUUCUGGACUGGAAGACAUUGAACUAGAUUCAGAAACUGAACUCAUGAAGCGCAUGGGCUUACCCAUUCAAUUUGGCAGCGUGGCAACCCAUAAAACAUUGGUGGUAUACGAGAGUAUUGGCAAGAAAAGUAACAAAGUUCUGGAGGAGAAGAAGAAGAAGAAGAAAAUGCUAGAAAAAGAUAUCCUGAUAGUAAUGCAACAGACUUUGGAAGAGGAUCAUGAUGAUGAUGACUUCUCUCUUUCUGAUGAUCCUUCCUUAAUGAAAAAGGAAGCUGAGAAUGACAAGCGCUGUGAAAAUGGAGACACUUUAUUUGAUAAUUUUCUUAUUAAAGAAGAAUGGGAGAAAUAUUGGGGUGAGUUUGGUGAAGGACUUCUGUGGCAAAGUUGGCAAGAGAAAAAUAAGGAUGUAAAUUUUGAACUUUUGUCUAUUACUGAACCAUGGAAUAAUCCUGAAGUGAAGGAAAAGUGGGAGCAGCACUAUAGUGAACUAUACUGGUAUUACUGGGAACAGUUUCAUUAUUGGGCAAGUCAAGGUUGGACUGUUGACACUGCACAUAACAGUGGCCUAGAGACUAAUGCAAGUAAGCUGGAAACAAAUCAGCCAACAGAAAUACAGAACACUCAAGCAGAUGCUGAGUGUGGAGAAAUGGUGGGCUCCAACUUACAUCUCCCUCUCAGUGCCAGCUGCAAAGAAAAUCCUUUUUCAAAGGAUGUUCACUGUAAUAAUGACAUUCUUACUGAAAUCAGUAAAAUAAAUCUGAACUCAAGAGAAACUGAGCAGAGCAAAUUGGAAGAUGUGGUUGAUGGUAAUGAUCAUCGAGGAGUAAGCUUAACAAACAUUGAAAGACAUUGUCCUUGUGAUUCUUCUCGGACUGCGAAAUGUGAUGAGAGAACAAGAAAAAGUAAUACUUCCUCUGAAAAUGGAUGUUCAGACAAGCCAGUUUCCCAGGAGUCAUCUAGAGCAUGUUCAGAUGUCACAGGAGGUGGAGGAUCACACAGUAACAGUGGUGAUGAUGAUGAUGAUGAGCAGCCACCUGAACGCAAACAUGUGAAAUUAAAGAGGAGUCAUGAACUGGAUGCUGAAGAACACCCUCAGGCUGAUCCAGAAAAAAUUUGCUGCCUUCUGGGGCUCAAGCACGGCAGAGGACAAAAAUACAGAGAAAUUCCUGACUUCAGUGAAAGAAGAGUGACUAAUUUCAAUAAAAAUAUGACAUUUAAAUCAAAGUUCUUGGACAUGCGCAGAACAAUCAAGACCAAAAACAAACAUACUUUUUUUACAGAAGAGUUUGAAACAGUGGUGAUCAAGAAGAGUAAUACUUUGAUUAAGGUGGAAGACUUCUUGAAACAAGUGAGUGAACCUGUGGAAGAGGUGUCUGAAGACCAAGUUCACCACACUUCUUCCAGUAGUGAUUCGGAGGAACGGGAAGAAGCUGCUGGCUCACAAAAUAAUCUGAAUUUCCAAAACUGUGACCUGCUAUUUCCCAGUCCAGAUUCUUGUAAACUUGGGGGAAGCAGCUCUGAGGAGAAAGGCAAAGAAAAUCUGGUAGCAGCAACAAGUGACUGUAAUUCUCAGGAGCCUAAGGAAGAGGCAGAAAGAGGAAACACAUGUCAUUUGGGAAGAAAGCUAGUUCCAAUUGACAUUCCAGACUACCUGCAAGUGGAAAUGGAAGGUGAAAUAAAGGCUACGAAAAAGAAGAAGAAGAUGCAGAAGAAGAAAAACCGGAGUAUGCUGUCCCUUCCUCCUGAAAUAGUUGGUGAUUCUGAGCUGGUUAAAUAUUGGGCACAGCGGUAUAGACUGUUUUCUCGAUUUGAUGAAGGGAUUAAGUUAGACAGAGAGGGAUGGUUUUCUGUCACGCCUGAGAAGAUUGCAGAGCACAUUGCAGACCGUGUAAGUCAGUCCUUCAACUGUGACAUAAUAGUGGAUGCAUUCUGUGGCGUGGGGGGAAAUACUAUUCAGUUUGCCUUGGCAGCAAAAAAAGUAAUUGCGAUUGAUAUUGACCCUGGGAAGAUCAGUCUUGCUUGCAGUAAUGCAGAAGUGUAUGGAGUGGCAGACCAAAUAGAGUUCAUAUGUGGAGAUUUUAUGAAGCUAGCAUCCAGUUUAAAAGCAGAUGUUGUGUUUCUGAGCCCUCCGUGGGGUGGGCCUGAAUAUGCUACUGCAGAAAUCUUUGACGUCCAAACGAUGAUUUCUCCGGAUGGAUUUGAAAUUUUCAAGCUGUCGCAAAAGAUUACCAACAACAUUGUAUAUUUUCUUCCUCGUAAUGCUGACAUAGAUCAGGUUGCUUCCUUAGCAGGGCCAGGAGGGAAAGUUGAAGUAGAACAAAAUUUUCUGAACAACAGAUUGAAGACCAUAACUGCUUAUUUUGGUGAUCUAAUUAGACAAGAUGCAUCCUGACUUAUUUGUGUGAGUGAACCUGCUUGUCAAUGCAAAAUGGAUCAUCCCAGUAUUUUGAAGAAUAAUCCCUCGAUCAUUUAUAUAUUUCUACAAUCAAUGACUCUAAAGUAUUCUUAUUUUUUGUUGUUUGAGGGGAAAUGGUUUAGAAUGCCUGUUGCAGAUG